Messenger RNA from Mobula hypostoma (lesser devil ray), 480 nucleotides. It is a transcript of the gene rplp1, whose product is annotated as ribosomal protein lateral stalk subunit P1. The transcript is spliced from 4 exons. Gene Ontology annotation, cellular component: cytosolic large ribosomal subunit; ribosome. Bases 100 to 435 code for a protein of 111 amino acids. Lineage: Eukaryota; Metazoa; Chordata; Chondrichthyes; Myliobatiformes; Myliobatidae. Gene Ontology annotation, biological process: cytoplasmic translation; translational elongation. Gene Ontology annotation, molecular function: ribonucleoprotein complex binding; structural constituent of ribosome; protein kinase activator activity. The record is from RefSeq and is a predicted model, not a curated record.
CCGCUUCCUCUUCCUAUCUGACUUUGUUCCGAGGUGCUCUGUCCUUCGAUCGAAGCUAAGGCCGAAUCCCAGCCGGCGACUAGCACCAUCCAACCCGCCAUGGCAUCCACAUCCGAGCUGGCCUGCAUCUACAGCGCUCUCAUCCUGCACGACGAUGAGGUCACCGUGACCGAAGACAAGCUCAAUGCCCUCAUCAAGACAGCUGGAAUUAAUGUCGAGCCUUUCUGGCCCAGUCUGUUUGCUAAGGCUUUGGCAAACGUUGACAUUAAUAGUCUGAUCUGUAGUGUUGGUGCUGGUGGUGGAGGAGGUGGUGCUGCUCCUGCUGCCGCAGCUACCACUGCUGCUGCUCCUGCUGCGGAAGAGAAAAAGGAAGAGAAGAAACAGGAAGAAUCUGAGGAGUCUGAUGAUGACAUGGGUUUUGGUCUCUUUGAUUAAGUGCCAUGAAGUAUUUGUUACAAAUAAAUAAAUAAAUACAAAUUA